Messenger RNA from Penaeus chinensis, 1131 nucleotides. RefSeq lists its product as uncharacterized. NCBI's taxonomy places the organism in Eukaryota, Metazoa, Arthropoda, Malacostraca, Decapoda, Penaeidae. The transcript has 3 exons. The record is from RefSeq and is a predicted model, not a curated record. The coding region runs from base 55 to 1131 and encodes 358 amino acids.
CAACGAUCUCCUCUCAAGUCAAAACACAAGUGUACAUAUAUUCCUUUUUUGAAAAUGGCGCCCAUUCAUAUAAAGAAGUCGUACGUGAAAGUCUCCUCCACACCCGCUGCAAAGUGCUCUCGGCAGGCAAGGUCAAGCAGCAGGUCGCGGGAUGUGUUCCUUCCUAUCACUCGCAGAGGAAGCUUCUUCCAAGACUCGUUUUUCUCUGACAUACACAAGGAUUUUGACUCCUCCGUCAGGGAGGUGUUGGCCAGAUGGAGUGACGAAGAUUUGAAAGUGAAAGACUUCCGCCGGGAUGAUAUUAUGGACCGUUACAGACAGCUUCGAUCUCAUAACCUAAAGGAAGGGAACCAGGCUGUCACAGUCACAUCUGACAACACAAGUCAUAAGAUUGUGCUGGACGUGCAUGACUUCAUGUGUGGAGACGUGAAAGUGAAAGUGUUGGACGAGGAGGAGUUGUUGGUGGAAGGACACGUGGAGAAGAAGGAGGAAGGAAGCUCAUCCGUCUCGUCACACUCCUUCAGACGUUACUUCUCUUUGCCUCAACACACAGACAUGACAGCGAUUACGUCCGUCAUGUCUGCAGAUGGUAUCCUCACAAUCAGCGCGCCAAAAAAAAAAACAGAAACGACAAAGGAAAAUGCAAUGAAUCAAACUUUCGCUUCGAAUUAUCGGGAGAAAGUCAGCGAGACGCAAAAACACAUGGAAUCUCGGAUAGAAUCAGAACAUUCUUCUUCUACACAAAAAGAAACCUGUUCGUGUGAUUUUGGUUCUAAAAGAACACCUGAUUCCUCUCGGUUUCACAGCGGUUCGUGGGACACAUCCUUGCCCAUCACUCGAAGGGGAGGCUUCUUCCAGGACUCAUUCUUCUCCGGUACACACCGUGACUUCGAUGCCUCCAUCAGGAAGGUCCUCAAUGGCUGGAAUGACGCCGACCUCCAGUUGGCGGACUUCUGGGACGAUGACGACUUCCACCGCAGCGACAGACUGAGCCGCUAUAGACAGCUUCGAUCACGGAACCUGUGGAGUGACAAACAGGCCAUUACAGUUACUUCAGAUAAUAUUAGUUAUAAGGUAAGUUGCAUAAUGACUACACACUUAAUUAAUUUAUCUACAUCUUGGGAAUAUUAA